CUUGACAUGUGAUUAAGAAAAGCAUGUCUUUUAAAUGGCCGCUCUUGGUUUUGGAAGCACUACUUCGAUCCAUAAGGUUUAGGGCAUGGAAAAAUAACUCCCGUAAUUCUGAGGCGUCAACUUAGGUGAGCCUUGGCACAAACUCUUCCGUCGUUUCCUCUCUCAACCGCCCAAGUUUUCCGUCGAGGAUCUCUAUUCCUCUUACCCCAAAUUGCCGGAGCUUGCAUCAGAUUACAAUAACUUCAGAGCUCCACUCUCUUCAUAGGCUUGUGGUACUAUGGCCUCUGUAAUUUUUUCAGCACCAAUGAUUACAAGGCAUGCAUUCAUCAAAACUCAACUUAAUAAUCUUAAUUUUUUGAAAAUCCCCAAACAAAGAUAUCUUUCCACCUCACCUUGCUCUCAACACAAAACCUGGCCAUUGCUAUGCACAAAACUAUUCCCUUGGGAAACUUCAACUCCCUAUUCUUCCACCGAUGAUGAGCGAAACAUUAUCAAAGGCGGUAACAUCGUCGAACCCAUAGAUGCUGAACAAUCAACUGAACUUCCACUGCUCCAGAGUAAACAAGACAUCAUAGACAUGACCGAACAAUGGUAUUUACAGCAGCCGCAUCCACCCAAAUGGCCAAUGUGGCUCAUGGGUCCUUCCAUUCUCUUAGCAACAGGAAUGUUACCGACCCUUUGGCUGCCUCUAUCAUCCGUCUUCCUCAGUCCAAACAUAGCCGGACUUCUCUCUUUACUCGGCCUAGACUGCAUUUUCAACAUUGGUGCAACCUUGUUCCUUCUCAUGGCCGAUGCCUGCGCUCGCCCAAGGCAAAGUUCCUCACCCCUCAAAAUCCAAGUUCCUCUUCCUUAUAAACUGUGGAAUAUGGGGGCAAAUCUGCUUGGUUUUUGCGCACCGAUACUGUUGAUUUUUGCCUCGCACAGAGGUUCGCUCGUGCCGGAGCUUUCAUUCAUCUCCUUUGCUGUGCUGCUCGUACCCUACCUUCUGCUUCUAUCCGUGCAGAUGCUGACAGAAAUGCUAACUUGGCACUGGAAAUCUCCAGUUUGGUUGGUGACGCCAAUAGUGUAUGAGGCUUACAGGAUAUUGCAGCUGAUGAGGAGUCUAAGACUGGGAAGUGAGGUAUGCGCUCCUGAAUGGGCUAUCGCUAGCAUCAGGCUUCUGGUUUCAUGGUGGGUUUUAAUUCUGGGAAUUCAGCUCAUGAGAGUUGCUUGGUUUGCUGGUUUGAACUAUGGAAGCCGCCUAUCUGAUGAGGCCACCGGCUGAGCAGAUGAUUCUUUGUCAGGGAAGAUGCUGUUAAUAUCUAGUAUGAAGCACAGUUAUUAGGGAAAUUUACAUAUAUAUAUAUAUACACAUAAUUCGCA
Messenger RNA from Phalaenopsis equestris, 1362 nucleotides. RefSeq lists its product as uncharacterized. The record is from RefSeq and is a predicted model, not a curated record. Lineage: Eukaryota; Viridiplantae; Streptophyta; Magnoliopsida; Asparagales; Orchidaceae. The transcript has 2 exons. Bases 278 to 1264 code for a protein of 328 amino acids.